This is a messenger RNA of Paramacrobiotus metropolitanus, 3789 nucleotides long. Its product is annotated as exportin-6-like. NCBI's taxonomy places the organism in Eukaryota, Metazoa, Tardigrada, Eutardigrada, Parachela, Macrobiotidae. Gene Ontology annotation, molecular function: nuclear export signal receptor activity. The transcript has 9 exons. The coding region runs from base 172 to 3414 and encodes 1080 amino acids. The record is from RefSeq and is a predicted model, not a curated record. Gene Ontology annotation, biological process: protein export from nucleus.
CCAGAUGUACUAUUUGUAAUUACAGUAAUUUGUUAAUUUUCUAGCUUCCACUGUUUUCUUCUCGUUUCUCCUGAUGGUUUCCACGUUAAAAAUUUAAAGAGGCGUAGUUUAAAGUCUAGACGAUGCUUGAUUGUCGGUUGGCUGUCUGUUUAAUUUCCCGUUGACGUGAAAAUGACGUCCCCCGCUCCGACAGCGGACGAAGCGACCCUGCAGCUGCUGCACAGCGCGGAAUCCCUCUUCGCCGAGUACCACCAACCGGCCACCAGUAACCCCCGCAAAGCGGCCAUCGAGAUCCAGUUGAAGCAGUCCUUAUCCGAUCCCCGCCACUGGAAAUUGUGGAUUGAUUCGCUGUGCCUGAGCAGCAGUCCGUAUUUGCUGCUGCACUGCCUCAAUCUCCUCAACGACCUCAUCACGCAUUUCUGGUCCACUUGGACCACCCCCGACCAGAAGCAGUACAUCAAGGACCGUCUCCUGCACUAUUUAACCGACCCCACGGCGCCGGCCCUGCCCGCCUUCCUGCACACCAAACUGCUAAAACUCCUGGUGGACGUGGGACGCAAUGACUGGCCGCACUUCUACCCGGCCUUCUUCCAGCACGUGCAGAUGAUGGUGGGGGAGGCGCGGCUGCGACUGGUGGGGCUGAAGAUGCUGCGGCUGGUGUGCGAGGAGUUUGUGGCGCCGCGGGAGGACGUGCGGGCCGAGCGGAAGGAAGAGCUGCACAAGCUGUUGCUGGGCAAGGUGCCGGCGGUGUGGGGCAUGCUGGAGAAGGUGUUGGUCCCGGUGGCGGAGGGGUUGAGUCGCGGGGAGAAGGCGGCGGCGGGGAAGGAGGAGGUGCGCUGCGCCAGUGAGGCGCUGCAGAUUCUGAACCAACUGAUAACGUGGAUCCCCGCGGGAACGGCGGUCCCGGCGGCGCUGAUGCAGGUGCUGUUCUUCCUGGCCAACUGUGAUCUGCAGACGGGGCAGCUGUUCGAGCUGGGCGCCGGCGGCAUGGCCUGCCUGGUGGAGAUGGCUGGGCGCGUCUGCGCCUCGCCGGACGUGGAGAAGAAUCUCUGGACCAUCUACGAGUUCGCCUACGUCCGUCUGGAGGCCGUCAAUCAGCAGCUGGAAGGCCUGACGGAAUUAUCCGACACGGCCAGCGAGUAUCUCCAGCAGUUCAUCGAAUUACUACGCCCCUUAUUAACCAGCCAUCUGCAGCGCUUCGAAGCCCACGCCCACUUCCCCACACUGAACCUCCUGUCGCGCUUCUUCCAGUUCACCUUCCACCUGCCGGCCGCCGACCUCUUCCUGCUGUGCACCGACAUCUGGAACGACUUCCUCGACCGCAUCCUGGCCGUUUCCUCCGCCCGCGCCUCCAGCAGCCGCGCCGCUAUACUACAAUCGUACGCCGCGCCUAUUUUGGCGCUGGUGGAGUGUUUAUUCAAGAAAGUGCAGCUGCAGUAUAACCAGGAGUUCCUGGAGAGUAUGCAGGAAGACGGUGAGGGAGAAGGCCGGGAGCAGGAGGAGUAUUUCGGACGGUGUAUCGGGGUGAUGAUUAAGGCCGGGGAGAUCGCGCCGCGGGAAGUGCUGGAGCGGCUGGUCGGGCGGUUUCGUGAGCUGAACGGGAUGUUGGCCGGCGUGAAGAAUCUCAUUCGCACAGAAGCGAACGGCAGCGACACGGUGGUAACCUUGGCCAUUAGCCAGGACACCGACAUCCAGAACCUGCACGUCCUCCUGCGCGACCUCAGCGUCGUGUCGCAGGCCGCCGCCUCCCACUGCGGCCUCCUGACCGGCGACCUCUUCCCGCCGUACGCCGCCACGGUCCUGGCGACCCUCCAGUCCCUCCUGGACAGUCUCCAGCUCCUCAACCACGACCUGCACGCCCUCUACCACCUCCGGGCCCCCGCGCCCCUCCCCGCCGACCUCCUGCACCUCCACCGCGCCCUCUACAGCGCCCUGGAGGCCGGCGUCCCCUGGAUCGCGCAGUUCAGCACCGCCGCCCCGGAUCUGGGGGGUCUCCUGAAGACGAUGCUGGAGACGACGCUGGAGCCGGUGUUCCGGAGGGCGGAUCCGCGGAGCGCCGCCGCGGGGGCGCAGAUGGCACGGGCGCUGGUCAAGGCCAUCCGGACGAUGAAUAUGGUGGGUUUGGAGCCGGUGGAGCGGUUGUACGGGGUGGUGGUGGGCGGGGCGAUCUGGGAGAUGGAAGCGGAGGUGCGGGUCAACGUCCUGUGUGUGCUGCACAGCGUGUAUACCCUUCCGGUGGUGGGCGUGGCCGAGGAGGGGCAGGGGUGGGAGGAGCGGGUGGAGAAGCACCGGAGGGUCGUCCAGGCGGUCACGGAACGGUUCUGCCGGGUCCAGCAGGCGGGCAACGCCCCGCCCACUCCGCAGGUGAUCGCCGUGGUGCGGGAGACGUUGGGCACGUUGAACGCGAUUUUGUUGUACUGCGUGGACGAGCCGAAGAAGUCCAAGCAGAUCCUGCUGCAGAACAUCACCCCGGUGCUGCACGCCACCGCCGCCAUGCUGCCGAGCAUCUCCGGCGUCCCGGAGCAGCGCUCCGCCGUCCUCCGCUUCGUCCUCAACGUCUUCACCGCCCUCAAGUCCGCCUUCCCCGCCGACCUCACUCCGCCCUUGAGUGACCUCUUCGAAGGUCUGUUCGAGCAGUUUCUGGAUCCGGAGGAGCUGCUGCGCACUUUAUGCACCGCCGACCCCCUCCAAGCCGAAGCGCUGAGCACCUGCUUCGAUUUACUGAAGCUGGUGGUGGCCGAUCCGGCCUACAAGGCCUACCUGCCCUUCGUCAUCGGGUUAUGCCACAUCGUGUGUCCGGCGCUGGAGCGGACGCCGGAAAUCCGCAUUGAGUUCCGGCAGGCGUCGUAUGAAUUAUUGUUGAGCGUGCUCAGCCAGCACUGGAGCUAUUUCUUCCGCAGUGCGCGCUUGGUGGAGGCCGGCAACGGCGAGGGCCUGGAGGUGGCCGUUAUGCGCGAGGAGAAGGUGCAGACCAAGGAUUUUCUUCUCAUUAUGCACUGCCUCGGCGCAGCGCUGCUGCAACCGGAGAUCUCCCUGACCGCGACGGUCCUGCGCGGUUUAAACCAGCUGCACACCGCCCGGCAGGUGUACGAUAAAAGCGCCUUCCGGGAAUUAUUGCGCAAUGAUUAUUUGACGGCAUUACUGCGGAUGUUGGUGCAACGGGAGAAGAGCUUGUUGGCGGAGGAUAUGGCGGCCGCGGUGUGGGGCAUGACGCACGACAGCGCCGCCUGGUGGGCGGACGUCUUCCUGCCGGCCUUCCUCGGGCAGUGGGCGGGGCUGGAUGAACGCCAGCGGGAAGUGUUACACGGCCAGUGGCGCCGCGUGGAGGAGCAGGUCGGGUUCACGCAGCAGCUGAUGGCCUUCGCCAUGGAGAUGCGCUGCUUCCUCACCUACAAUUCCAUGACGGCGCAGUAAUCGCGGGAUUUUUUCCGGAAUUUUUCGGGAUUAUUUUCCGGAUUUUUGGGAAUAUUAUCCUGGAUUUGGGGAUUUUUUGCUGAAUUUUCGGGAGGUUUUUGGAUUUCUGGGAAAUUUUUUCCCAAAUUGUUCGGAAUUUUUCCUGAAUUGCUGGGAAUUUUUCCUGAAUUGUUGGGAAUUUUUUCCUGAAGUGUGGGAAAUUUUUUUCCUGAAUUUUCGGGAAUUUUUGUAGAUUAGAUUGUUUUGUGUCUGUUUUUUUAUAAUGGUGAAUUUUUCUGUAUGUUUUUGAAUUCUUGUAUGCAUUCUUGGCGUGUACAUUGUUGCAGAUAGAUUUUGUUUUUUUAGGAAAUUACGAAAUAAAUCUGUACCAUAUUC